GCGAGGCGUUUCACCUGUCUUUAAUUGAGUUUAUGAGCGAAGAGAAGCUUCUGCUUGCAGAGUUGAACUAUACGGAUUAUAGUUUGGAGUUUUCUGUAGCUGACGACUAAAUAAUAUAAUAAUAUUCAAUUAAAAAAAUGUCACAAAAAGAUUUCCUGUUCGCCAUUGUAUCUACGUUUGUAAUAUUAAGCAGUAUAUUCACAGCCAAUUCUGAAAUACCGGUAAAAGCAAUGGAUGCCGAAACCAAUUCGCCAGCGCGCGCUCCGGAGAAAAAAGUGAGCUCCCGCUAUUUCGGUCUGCGGAGCUGUCACCAGGUGCUUCGCGGGGAGAGCGGCGAAUUCUUCUCCCCGGACUUCCUGUGCUCCAACCCGCCGCUGUGGUGCAACUGGACCAUCGCGGCGCCGCCGGGGAGACGCAUUCGCCUGCACCUGGACGACUACACGCCGGCCGACUCGUGCCACCUGAAGCGGGGCGAGAUCCACCUGGACGAGUCGCCGGGCUCCGGCAGGCACCGCACCCUGCGGCAGUGCUGGCGGAGCGCCGUGUACACGUCCGACUCCAGCACGCUGCACGUGGUGCUUCUCAUCAACGGCAGCCAGGAGCCCGCCUACCGCGGCUUCCGCGCCCGGUACCAAGCGUUCGGGCUGCCCCACGACGCGCCUCCGCCCCCUCCGCCCUCAUCCUCCCCCUCCCCCUCCCCCACGCGGGCAAAUAACAUGAACUGGGGUGUGGAAAUGGAGGAAACGGUGUUUACGGUAGGCGAAGAGGAGGAGAAACCGGCGACGGAGCAGCCGCAGAUGGACGAUGAUCCAGCUCUUCGCAAUUCAGCGGACCCUACAUCGCUGAAGGGAGGUAGCGUUUCCAAAUCCCCUUCGCCAGAGCAGCCCUUGAGAAGCACGUCGGCGGAACGAGCCAGCUCAGACGCUCCCCCCCCCCAGUCCGGAGAGUCUGACCCACGGGCGGGGGAGGCCGAGGACUCGGGGCUCACAAAGGAGGGGGCCAGCCAGCCCAAACGGGACUCUGAGGACUCGGGGCUGACGAAGGAGGGGGCCACCCAGCCCAAACGGGACUCUGAGGACUCGGGGCUGACGAAGGAGGGGGCCACCCAGCCCAAACGGGACUCUGAGGACUCUUCUGACGACGUUUCGGACGGUCCCUCAAAGGGCGAGCCGUCGAGAGACGCGCUGGCCGACGCCGAAGGGGAGGAGGACCUCGGAUCCGUUGACCCGCCCGUCACGCCGCCCCCUCCCCGAGUCGCCGGCUCGCCGACCGAAAUCUCGAGCUCCGCCCCGUCCUCAGAACUCUGGGAGGAGGAGCCGGAUUACGACGCUUCCGAGACGGGGUCCCGGAGCACGAGGAAGCUGAGAGAGGACUGGGACGAGGACACGGGCCCGGGACGUCCCGCCGUCACAGGCGACAGCGACCCCCCCUCGGGCACCGUCGAAAGGCAGGGGACCGAAAUCUCCAGGCGAGGGGGUUCGGUCAAACCUUCGGGGACCCCUCCAGCGCCGGAGGACAGUCUGAGAGAGAGCGCCGACUCAGCCCGAUACCUCAGGAACACCAGCACGCUGGCGUCUUUACCCGGAGAUAAUUUGUUUGAAGUGUCGGUGGAAGUCCGUUUGGCUCUGGAGGGAAACGAGAACUGGGACCACCUGGUGCGUCUGGUCAUGUCGUCCGUGCAGACCAUGAUCCAGGACGAGCUGAGAGCUCACGUGGUGCCUAAGAGCAUAUCCUCCAAACGAAUUAAGAGGUUGAGUGGGGGGGUUCUGUACAUCUUCUGGCUGCAGUUCGGGGACGGCCUGGAGAGCCUGCAGGUGCACAGGUUCCUGCUCAUGGCGCUGCCACGGCUGCAGACGCGCGCGGUGAACACCAGGGGGCGCAAGGACCCCGCCUCCAUCACUUUGGUCUCCUCCGAAGACGUCAACGAGUGCGGGACGCAGGUGGUGCUGUGCGACGUCAACGCGGAGUGCAUCAACCGCUUCGGCUCCUACGCCUGCCGGUGCCACCCGGGGUUCGAGGACAGGUCCCGGCUGGGCUCGGGGGGUACGGCCUGCGUGGCCCCCGCAGGAACAGGCCCCUCCCAGUCGCAGCCCCCCUCCUCCUCCUCCCCCGGGCUUCUGAACUGCCUGUACGGCCUCUGCUUCCUGCUCGGCUUCUUCGUCGUCCUGCUGCUGUGCAUUGUGGGUGCGCAGUACCGCCGCCACCACCGGGGGGCGUUCAUGGUGCCCUGCCACGGUCACGAAAACGGCGGCAGCAGCAGCAGCGGCGGCGGCGGCGGAGGCGGAGACGGCGACGGGGGGGCCGCUCGCAACGGCUCCCGGCUGCCCCCGCCCCCCCCGCCGGUGAGGAGGCCGCGGGACGGGUGGAGCGACCCCAAGGACAAGUGCCCCUCCACGGACCUGCCCCUGCUGAAGUUCGCCCCCCUCGCACCCAACGGGGACGGGACCCAGCACCAGGAGCAGGAGGAGGGGGAUAAACUAUAGCCUGCCUGCGGUCUCCGUGCAACAGCAGUGGGGGUACUGGGGUCUGGAACAGACUGUCUGGCGACCACAACUCAGACUUAUUCCUUUCUUGUGUUCUCUCUCUGUUUUUCUUCCCUUCCUCUGUGCAGAGUUUAUAUUGGUCCGAUCCCUUGGCUUCUCUCCGUGUUUGAUUUGGAUGUUACUGUGAAAUCAGUUUUUUUUCUCUUCCCUUUUUUAUUCUUUCUUUCUUUGAAAGUGAAACCAUGACUAUGGUCAAUAUUCAUAUUUGAAUGAUGAAUUAUAAUUCACAGGAGAUUUACUGCAGCUAAAGAGCAGCUGAUGACAAUGCCAAUGCAUUUUGUACAGUUGCCCAGAAUUUAGCUGUUUAGUAGCCCUGUGGGCCUGGUCUGGUUGUUGGUUGCUUUAUUAAAUCCCCCCACUAGGGGCAGUGUUGACUGCACAAAUGUACUGAUGAAUUCACCUGCUGGGGAAUAAUUCUCAUAACAAAUAAAUGCAAGUAUGAAGCAGUA
Anguilla anguilla (European eel) is the source of this 2992-nucleotide messenger RNA. RefSeq lists its product as uncharacterized. The coding region runs from base 138 to 2483 and encodes 781 amino acids. Gene Ontology annotation, molecular function: calcium ion binding. The record is from RefSeq and is a predicted model, not a curated record. Lineage: Eukaryota; Metazoa; Chordata; Actinopteri; Anguilliformes; Anguillidae. The transcript has 9 exons.